Molecule: messenger RNA, 4737 nt
Organism: Brienomyrus brachyistius
Lineage: Eukaryota; Metazoa; Chordata; Actinopteri; Osteoglossiformes; Mormyridae
Product: mitogen-activated protein kinase kinase kinase 3-like
Exons: 19
Coding region: 522-2624 (700 amino acids)
Biological process (GO): protein phosphorylation
Molecular function (GO): protein binding; protein kinase activity; ATP binding
Source: RefSeq, a predicted model, not a curated record
GGAAAAUGGCUCUUCCAUGACCCUGAAGGUGGUGGACCAGGAACUGAUUUCUGAGUGGACCGUGGUGGGUUUGUGGCAGGUAAAGAGUGCAGGUACCUGCAUGCUACAAACACCUGCUGGCUCUCAGCGGGAAAACAGCUCUUCCAUGAGCAGAAGGUCUCAGUACUCGCUUCGCCCGGAAAGGAUGACCUACCGCUGCUAGCCAAUCCAUGAAUCUCCCUCCAUGGACGUGCAGAUUUCCAGUUACCAUGUCUUAUAUUUAGGCCUAAGUGUCAUCUGUAUGGCUGUGGUUACCACACGUGUUUCUAUGGUUACUAUAACUAGACAUCUACCAGAAAAAGCAAGAUCGUCAUUUAUCCUGUAAUCAUAAAUGCCGGAUUAGCUCUAACAAAUGACACUCGGUUUUAAGUACCCUAGUCUAAUUGUUACUAGAAGACGGGGUCGUCAGCUGCUCCGCUAGCGAGGCUCCGGAGCGGCACUUCACACGGGCAUACUUCACAUUUUUCCCCGGAUGAGUGUGAAUGGAGGCAUUGUGCACCUCCGUGUGUCACCGGAUGGGAGGCGGGGACCUCUCACUGCCACCGGCAGCUUUGCAAGACGACGUUCGCUGGAGCAUCGCCGCGCAUAAUGACAGUGUAAUUGUUGAGGGCCCUCGAGCCACGCAGAAUGGGCUCCUCAAACACAUAAACUGGGUGAAGUUCAGCUCAGCACUUGAGGUUAGACGCCUCCUGAUGAUGACGGUAUACAUGGGUCCCAGCAGCACUCAGAGGACGGCCUUGCGAAGCCCAAUGCAGGACGACGACGACGGGCUUCCCGGACCGGGCCUCCCCAAGAACUCAAAAGAUGACGAAGAAGCCCUGAACUCCAUCAUGAAGGACCUGGCUGCCCUGGGCCUCUGCUCCCAGCUCAACAGCAGUAAAGACCAGAACAGGUGUCUGCUCUUCAGACCGGAUCUGCGGAUAAAGCUGGAACAUGAGGGUGAGAGACGGAUCAUCCCAUUCAUGAGGCCGAUGAAGUAUAAAGAGCUCCUCCAGAAGGUCACCAAUGCCUUUGGGCAGCAGAUGGACUUAUUCUAUGGCGAUAAAGAGCAUCCGCUGAGGUGUCAGGAGGAUUUGGACAAGGCCCUGCUGAGCCUGGAGCGCAGCCCGACCGGCACCAGCCUUCGGGUGUUCCUCAAGGCAGCUGAAAACCGCCACCUCCUGCAGGUCAACAGAGCGGACAGGCAGAGCGAGAUGAGAUCCUCAAAGUCUCUGGGAGAUCUGAAGUGCUCCCCGUUCAAAGGAGCGGAGAAAACUCGCAAGCACUCCACGGGAUCAGUGUGCACGGGCCGCAGCUCGCCCCCUCCUGGCAGUGUACCAGAAGAGCAGCAGCAGAUAGCCCGGCAGGGCUCUUACACCAGCAUUAACAGCGAGGGCGAGUUCAUCCCCGAGACCCCAGAGCAGAACAUCCUAAAGCCUUUCAGAAGUUUGGAUGAUUCGCUGCCCGAAAACUGUGACUCGCUGGACCAGACGCUGGACAGCCCUCCGUUCCCCCAGACCGGCCGGGACAAUAAUUACCCAAGCCUCAGCUACGAAUACAAAGGUAGGCACAAUAAAGGCGGCACCUUCCCCAGGCAGUUCCACCUUUCCAGUCACAGGAAAGACUACAGUGAUGGAUGGCGGACUUUCCCCCGCAGCUUCAUGCCCCAGGAAAACCCAUUCCAACUGGUGCGCCCCGGCCGCGUCAGCAGCUUCGGGGACGGUACCCUGCAGUCCUCUGACCUCCACUCCCUGGACUGGACGGCGGAGCUCACGGCCCCCUCCAAGCCCCCUCAGGCGCCUGUCAACUGGCGACAGGGGAAGCUGUUGGGACGCGGAGCUUACGGGGAGGUCUACCUCUGCUACGACGCAGACACGGGUCGCGAACUCGCCGUCAAGCAGGUUUCCUUCGACCCCGAGUGUCAGCAGACCAGCAAGGAGGUCAAUGCCCUGGAGUGUGAGAUCCAGCUGCUGAAGAACCUGCGGCACGAGCGCAUCGUGCAGUACUACGGCUGCCAGCGGGACCCAGAGCACCGCAAGCUCUCCAUCUUCGUGGAGUUCAUGCCUGGGGGCUCGAUAAAGGACCAGCUGAAGGCGUACGGCGCCCUGACCGAGAAGGUGACACGCAGAUACACACGGCAGAUCCUCCAAGGGGUUCUUUUUCUUCACCGAAACAUGAUUGUUCACAGAGACAUCAAAGGUGCUAACGUCCUGAGAGAUCCCUCCGGAAACGUGAAGCUGGGCGACUUUGGUGCCAGCAAACGCAUUCAGACCAUCUGCAUGUCAGGGACGGGGAUCAAGACGGUCACCGGCACCCCCUACUGGAUGAGCCCAGAAGUUAUAAAUGGAGAGGGAUACGGGCGGAAGGCUGACAUCUGGAGCGUGGCGUGCACGGUGGUGGAGAUGCUGACCCAGAAGCCCCCCUGGGCAGAAUACGAGGCCAUGGCAGCCAUCUUCAAGAUCGCCACGCAGCCCACCAAGCCGGCGCUUCCUCAGGACGUGUCUGACUCGUGCCGGGAUUUCUUGCGGCUGGUGUUUGUGGAGGAGAAACGCCGGCCCACGGCGGAGCAGCUACUCACGCAUCCCUUCGUCCAGGGCACCUCAUAGACCUUGCUAAGGGGGGAGAUCAUUGGCAAAACUCAGCUCCUGCACUUUGACCGGAACCUCUCUGCCUUCCAGAGUCACCAGCAAAUCUCCCCACAAAGAACUAUGUCCCCAACUGUGCUACGGGAACCUGAUGGACUGAACCACAAUCACUGGCGGAGGCGCACGAGGCGCAGCCUUUGUAAACCACUGGGGGGGGCAGGGGAUGCGUAAGUGUGUCCAUUGCCAAAGGAUGUUCUUUCCAAGAUGAGAAAGUUUAGGUUGGUUCGCAAACAGAGGGCGCUGUGUGCUCAGUGACCUCCUGACCCUGCUUAACCCGGGCCGGCCCAGCGCAGUGAGUGGGAGCGGACAGGGAGUUGAGAUCAUGCCGCACUGGUAUCCGGUGCUUCAGGAAUCCCGCCAUGGGAUUCCUCCGGCAAGCCAGUCAACUUUGUUUUCUCACAGCAUUUUGACGAUGGCCCUUACGGUCAGUACUGUAAAAUUUAAGAUUACUGUAAAUUCCUCGUUUAGAAGACUUGUUAGGUCGCGGAACUCAUCAGUGACUGAUACUAGCCCAUUUAUAUGGAGAUGUGCCCGUCUGUGCUUGUCAGAUUGAGAGAGAACACACACUGAAACUUUGACCUGAUCAACAAUAGCUGUGCACUGACAGUCAAUAUGUCUGCAUCGAGAAGGUGCUGUGUUACUGAAAACUUAGAACUUCGUAGAGAUUCCAUAACACUCACUUGUCCUUGCCAUUUUUUGUUAUUAUAUGUCGAUAGGCCAAGUAUUUCAAUUAAUUAGUGAAAGCUGAUAUUUUUGGGUACUUUUCUACCAUUUUGUGCUACCAACUGGUUCGUCGUGAUAUUUAAGGAGAGAGCCACCAGCUUUUGUAUUGUUACCAUGGUGAAUGUUGUGACAAACAGCAAUACUCUGAAGCAGACAAUCAGGACUGGAUUCAGGCCUCGUAGGCCAAGCAUCUCGCCUUGAUCAGGUGGAUAUAAGCUCACUUUCUCCAGCCCCUGUGCGAAUGACCAAAGAUGGUGAACGCUCGUCUAUUCAGUGAAGAUGCCAGGUGAUUGCUACAGCCCCAUUCUGUGUGCUGUCUCCAUCGCGGGUCUCAUUCACUGAAGUCGGAGUGCGGUGAUGUGUAGCCCCUGGGAGUUAGUUACAGAAAAAUGUUCUGAGGGCAGAAUGAAAAAUGAUUGGUUCAGGGAAAUGACCAAUCAGACUAUAGAGGAGGUGGGACCAAGACAUCUGACUGGUUGGACCCACCUCCUGUACAAUCUUAUUGGUUAUCUCUCUGAACCUAUCAUUUUUCCUUCUGCCCUCAGAACGUUUUUCUGGCAUGAUGUACCGUUUGGCAUAAGGAUCAGCUACUGUCUGAACGAUAUACAACCACAGCAACAUGAACUGACACAUCUGUGCCAAAACCACAGGCAGCUUUGGGUCAAAAAGAAGAAAAAGCACGUUUCCAUUAAAAGAGUAUUUAUCUUAAUUUAUUAAGAAUGAAGUGUUCUUAUUUGAUCUUUUAGUGCUCUAAGCAUUAUGAAAAAAAAAAUGUUAGCCACAUUUUAAAAAGGCGUCUUUGUGAAAUUUUAUAAUAAAAACUGUUUGGGCUCAGAUGAUUAAAUCUGGCCUCGAGCAAGUUAAAUUUUGUAAAAGGAAAAAGGUAAUCAAAGAGCCUGUUUCAGGCAGAAUUACUCCUACAUUUGCCGAACGGUAAGAAAUAAAGCUUAACGAUCAUUGUAUGCUCUAGGUGCCUUCUUCAAACACUUUCAGAGAAACAUGGUCUUUGGUGACUGAACGUCAAUCCAAGCGUACACCUGAACAGAGGAAUUAGAAUCAUGGAUUUUCUCUGUACUGGAUGAUUGCGUAGAUGAUUUCGAUGCCACGCAGUUUUGAAAUCUUUUUUUUUAACGUAUACAAAAACGGAGGACCGUGGAGCAUGUUGACGACGGUGUUCUAAGCUGACCGCUGGACAGCGUACCCUGUAAACGGCAGUCACAUGAUUGGGUGCGAGGAUGUUGUACUGCGUCGCUUGACGCUCCUCAUUGACCGACCUUGGAAGCAUUUAUCCUUUAACAAAACCCUGUACGUGUAAGAAUGUGAAUUAUUAAACAUAUUUUUAAGACCAUAA